AUGCCUGGUACUCUUAAAGUUUGGCCAGACUGGCCCGAGUUCACAUCCUCCAAAGGAGAAGCAGACCCAACUGGUUCUCUGUUGAAGUACAAGCAAGAGAUCGUCUCGAUUAACGGUCAGGAGAACAUUCAAAAAUCAUGGCUGAAAGUCUGCAAAGAGCUGGAAACUCUCACAGAUGAGAUAGCCGAAAAGGGAACGAACAUCAUCCCAGAAGUCAAGUAUGAGGAUAUGCUCAACUUAAGCGAGGAGAAGAAAGAGGAAUUAAAAAAGCGAGGCUGCUUUGUCGUUAGAGGAGUGGUAUCUGAGGAGCAAGCCAACACUUGGUUCAAGGACCUCAAGCAAUUCUACCUGGACAACAAGUCAGAUAUUUCCGGCUGGCCAGAAGAAACUCCAUUCGUUCUGCGUCUCUACUGGUCUCCGACCCAGCUCGCAGCGCGUAGUCACCCCCGCCACCUCCGUCUCCAACGCAUCCUCAACGAGUUCUGGCAUGACUCUCCAACCUCACCAACUACAUCUCCCGAUCCACUUUCAUACGCAGAUGCCGUCAGAAUUCGUCCACCAAAGAUCCCUUUUCCAGGUCUUGGACCACACAUCGAUGCAGGAUCACUAUGCCGCUGGGUAGAUCCUGCCUAUCGAUCCGUGUACGACAAAGUCUUCGCUGGCUCUCCAGAAGAGCUCGAUCUAUAUGAUCUUGAAAAGCGGAAAGACGCUAAGCAAUCCAUGGACGGUGGCUACCACUCUACUGUUCUUCGAGCAUACCAAGGAUGGACUGCCCUCACAGCAGCAGGAAAACAAGAAGGAAGCCUGCUGCUAUACCCAGAUGUCAAGACCACGAUAGCUUACGUUCUCCUUCGACCUUUCUUCUCGCCCCCAGAAUCUGACAAGGAGGAGGAUAUCAUGGACGCCAGCAAAUGGAAAUUCGAUAUCUCAUCAGGCUGGUUCCCAGGUACAUUCCGAAAUGAGUCCCAGCGUGCAGCACCGGGUUCACACCCACAUCUUCGGGUUCGGGAAUGCAUGGUCAAUAUUCCUCGCAUGGAGCCAGGAGAUACUGUAUGGUGGCAUUGCGAUAUGUUGCACGCAGUUGAGGUCGAGCAUCUGGGCGAGAACGACGCUUCAGUGGUCUAUGUUGCUGCGACUCCAACUACUGAGAUAAAUAAGGCUUAUAUGCGAGAACAAGUCAAAGCUUUCUUGGAUGGCGGAAAGGCACCUGCUGAUUUUGGAGGAGAUUAUUCUGUUGACAGAAAUGAGUCGGAGUUCAAAGGAUGGGUAGGCGAGGCGGGGAUCUUGAGUGGAGAGGAGGGAAGACGAGCUGCUGGGUUGGUGGCAUUGUGA
Messenger RNA from Mollisia scopiformis, 1332 nucleotides. RefSeq names its product DUF1479-domain-containing protein. The record is from RefSeq and is a predicted model, not a curated record. The transcript has 2 exons. Bases 1 to 1332 code for a protein of 443 amino acids. NCBI's taxonomy places the organism in Eukaryota, Fungi, Ascomycota, Leotiomycetes, Helotiales, Mollisiaceae.